Caenorhabditis bovis is the source of this 282-nucleotide messenger RNA. Lineage: Eukaryota; Metazoa; Nematoda; Chromadorea; Rhabditida; Rhabditidae. The record is from the annotation of a GenBank genome assembly.
AUGGGCGAAAUAGUCGACGAGACGAUUGCAGAUAUCCAGCUUUUGAGCUAUUACAAUUUGAUUGGAUGCGCUUUCUUUUUUCUAACGGCGUUUAUAAUGAUCGGCCUAAAUGGGGCGCGAAUUUUUAUUUACAAAAGACCCACACUGCAAUAUUCCAAGAUUAAGCAUUUUGAGUAUUUCGUUUUGGAUGAGAAAGAGUCAUCGGGAAAGAAGAAGACAAAAUCAUCAAUGGGAGAAGCUGCAUCACAAUUGAACCCGAUCGGUGAAUCAUCGAUGAAUUGA